Molecule: messenger RNA, 297 nt
Organism: Penicillium samsonianum
Lineage: Eukaryota; Fungi; Ascomycota; Eurotiomycetes; Eurotiales; Aspergillaceae
Exons: 2
Coding region: 1-297 (98 amino acids)
Source: RefSeq, a predicted model, not a curated record
AUGACAUCUGAUUGGCUCCAGGGGCUCGGCCAUUGGACGGUUGCGGCUCUUGGCGGGGGUGGGGGCGCACGGUCCGCAUCUACCUAUGAGAGCACAGUUUCACCGUUGCCCAGCUGGAUCGGGCGCUCCGAGGCGAGCACACGUGCUCUUAUAGGAAUCUACUAUCUUGACACUAAGCAAAUGGUGGCCAAAAAGAAGAUUAGGAAGUACAGAGUAGCUGAGUCUAAGUUCGGUUGGUUCCAAAGUCUUUGCCAGGCCAAGAAAGCCAAUCUCAUGGCUGUGCAACAGCACGAUUGA